UAGGCAGAAGACCAGUCCAUGUUGUUAGGUACGCCAUUUUGUCUGUUUAUUUUUCACGAUCGUCUUGUUGUAUUACCCGAAUUAUGGCUGACGUGGAAGUAGCAGAGCAACCUCCACCAGCGAGUAAUACAUAUGUGAUAAGGCCAAAUUUUCAACACAAAUUUCGACCAGUAUCUGUGAAAGAGUGUAUUCAUGCCGUGUUAAAUGAGCAUUUAGAUGGUAAAACAUACGAUCCAGAGGAAAUAAUGGACUGGACAAAAACAAUCUCUGAUGAUAUUAAAACAAAACUUAAAGAUAUGGGAUAUGAUAGAUAUAAGUUUGUUGUUCAAGUUGCUAUAGGUGAACAGAGAGGAGAGGGUGUAAAGAUGGGGGCUAGAUGUUUCUGGGACUCUGAUACAGAUAACUAUGCACAAGAUAUCUACAUGAAUGACUCAUUAUUUUGUGUAGCAGCAGCUUUUGGAGUGUUCUAUUAUUGAAUGUACCAUAGCCAGCAUCUGACAACAUUUCUACAUUUUCUACGAUGAUAAUGACUUAUAAUAAAAGGGAUGUAACUCUCAUAAAAUAGAAACUGUUGAAGGGCAAUAAUUCUUAUCUGUAUUGUUCUUUAUUGGAUAUGUAAAGUAAAAAAAAAGUUAAAUACAGAAAUAAUUCAUUGACUGUAAAAGUUGUUAUAAAUAAGGUUAAAUGAUGUAAUUUAAUGCUGUUAAAUAGUUUAACAAUUGUAUUUCUCUUUUAUUUAGUGAUCGUAAGUCUGGCAAUCUGUAAGCCAAUAAAUGUUGUGAAUGCUUUACUUAUUUUCUUUAAAAAUAAACUGAAAUGGAUAUUUACCACCAGCUAAUGAUUUACAAAUAUAAUUAUAGAUUUUGUGAAUAAUUUUCAGAUAGUGUUGUAUUUCAUCAAUGCACUUUAAGUACUAGUAGUUAAAAGUUUCUUAUCAUGUAGAUCAUACAAAAUGUAAACUUUAUUGUGUAACAAUACAUGCUGCAUUCCGUCCAAGUAUUUUUUCUCUGUAUUGUAUAUGUAUGAAAAUAUCAUUAAUUUAUAUGCUUAUGUUUAUACAUGUUAACUAUGUGAUGAAUAAAUGUUUUCAAGUAAA
Molecule: messenger RNA, 1096 nt
Organism: Ruditapes philippinarum (Manila clam)
Lineage: Eukaryota; Metazoa; Mollusca; Bivalvia; Venerida; Veneridae
Product: dynein light chain Tctex-type protein 2B-like
Exons: 5
Coding region: 84-476 (130 amino acids)
Biological process (GO): microtubule-based movement
Cellular component (GO): cytoplasm; cytoplasmic dynein complex
Molecular function (GO): dynein intermediate chain binding
Source: RefSeq, a predicted model, not a curated record